GACAAGGUCUGUCAGGAUCGAGCAUGAUGUGAAGAUUUGAGCCAUGGGGGCCGGCCCUUCUGUCCGCGAUGAAAAGCUGAGAGCCGACAUCGCAGUGAAAUUGCACGCAGCCAAGCGCACGCGCAGAGAUGUGCGCUCCAACAGGGUCGUCUUGCAGGAGGUGUUCGCGGCCGUGGGCCAAGACUCUGCGGGCACCGUGAGCUUCCAGCAGUUCAAGCGAGCUUCGGAGCGCCUGGGCAUGCGCGUGGCCGAGAAGCAGCUGAAGGCCGUCUUCGCACCCUUCGAGGUCUUUCACGGCAGCGGUCGCUUCGCCUGCGCGGAGUUCAUGGACUUUGUGUGCGAGGAAAGGGAACAAGCGGCCGCGAAGGCCCCAGACACCUCCAAGCGCCGUUUGUCAGCCCCAGGAAAAGCUAGUGCGCCGAAGAAGGAUGUUCUUCAAGACUCUUCUGAGAUGGGAGUCCGUCGCUCUGCCGCGCGGAUCGCUGAUGCGAUCUUCGACAAAGAGGUUGACCUGCGAGAAGCCUUCAAGCAAUGGGACAAGAAGAAGCUCGGCGGCCUCGACGCAGCGGAGUUCCAGGGGGCCCUUGCCAGCCUGGGCUUCGACGCGACACCUGACGUGGCGGAAGCCGUCUUCAAGGCCUUCGACUUGAAGGGCGAUGGUCGCGUUUCCUUCUGGGAGUUGACGAGGGGCUUGCACAGCCUUCAGGCCGCUUCAGAAGCGACGGCGUCAGAAGAAGAACGCGCACUGCUCAGCCGAGCCCGAAGAGACAGGAAGAAGGCAUCCGCGCUGCGCAAACAGGCAGAUCAGUUGACGGUGGUGGGCGCUGGCCUGGGGGGAGGGCAUCUCCCAGAGGCCACGGCGCUGUCUGGGGCGCUGGCCGGCAACAAUUCCGCCUCACUCCGAAAGGCGCUCCAUGCCGCAGAGGACGCUGGCUUGGACUCCAGCGACUUGAAGGCCGCCCGUCUGAAGCUUCAAGAGCUCGAAGAAAGGGAAGCUGCGGCAGAUGCGCUGGAAGACGCUCUCGAAGACCAGCCCCGCAGCGCUGCUCGUUUGCGCAGGGCGCUUGAGGAUGCAGAAGCUGCGGGAUUGAGCGAGGAGCAAUUGGCAGAAGCUAGGAAAGCCUUGGCACGUGAGGAGUGGAGAGAUCAAGUUCGACAACGAUUGCAGGAGGCAAUGCAAAGCCGCGACACCGGGGCUUUGCGUGAAGCGAUUGCAGAUGGAGAGGCUGCAAGUCUACCAGAAGCAGAGCUGAUUCCAGCACGAGAGAUCCUCGCGGAGGAGGCAAGAAAAGUGCGAGCGCGUGCGGCCAUAGAGAAGGAUUUGCAUGCGCGAGACCCGGCCGGCUUGGAAGAGGCCCUCCGACAGGGAGAGCGUGCUGGCUUGGAUGAGGCUGAACUCAGAGCCGCCCGAACUCAACUUUCUGAGUGGACACACCGCAAUGCAGCAGAGCAGCAACUGAAAGAAGCAAUCGCUGCGAGGAACUUGCCCAAGCUCCAGCAAGCCAUCGAAGCCGGAGAGGCGAACGGUGCAAGCCAUUCGCUCCUUCAGGAAGCUCGGCGCGUGCGAGCUGAUGAGGAAAGCAAGCAAGCCGCGCGCAAGCGCCUGGAGGAGGCGAUGCGUGAAGACGACUUGGACGACUUGGCGAGUGCCAUCGAUGGGGCGCGGUCCGCCGGGCUCGAUGUCCAGCGCGCGGAGGAGACGCUGGCGCAGCGGCGCCGCGCUGCAGAGGCGGCUGCCCAGGCCGCGUCCAACGCGCUGCGGUUAGACGCGGAGCGCCGCGCGGCGGCAGCCCGCGAAGCCUUGGCGCGCGCGGUCGCAGCUGGGGACGCUGCGGCCCUGAGGGCAGCACUGGUGGAAGCUGAGUCGGCCGGGCUCUCGGCAGAGGAACUCGCUGCCGCCCGCCGGGCUUUGCGCCAGCUGGAGGACCAGGCCCUGGCCAGGCAAAGGCUCGAGACACAAGAUCCUGAGGCACUGAAGGAGGCGAUUGACUUUGCACAGUCUGUGGGGCUACCUGAGGAGGAGUUGACUGCAGCACGUGCAAGCUUGGAGAAGGAGUUGCAGAAGGAACGGGCACGGUCCCAGCUGCGUCAGGCUGAAGCUUCCAAAGACAUCAAAGCGCUGCAUGCUGCAAUUGCUGAAGCGCAGGCCGCCGGCCUCGGAGAAUCAGAAGUAACACGAGCCCAGAGGCUGCUCAACACAGCCGAGCGGCAGGCAGCAGCAAGGAGACGCCUUGCAGAAGCAGUGGCAUCCGGAGAUGGAACGCUGCUCCGUUCCGCCUUGGAUGAGGGAGAAGCCGCAGGCCUGAGCGAGGAGGAGCUGCAGGCAGCCAGGCAAGCAUUGAACAAGGAGGAUUUGAAGGAUGUUGCACGACGACGUUUGCAAGAUGCCACUGCCAGUCGGGACAAAGAGGCCCUUCAAGUGGCUCUGGAUGGAGCGUCACAAGUAGGGCUGUCGCCAGAGGAGCCGGCUGUGCAAGCUGCCAGGGCAGCAUUGGAAGCGGAGCUGCGGAAGGAAGGGGCUCUUCAGAAGCUCCGCUCUGCCUGCGCUGCCCAGGAUGCGGAGGCUCUGCGCGCCGCCUUGGCGGCCGGUCAGUUGCCGGCGGGCGAGGUGGAGGCGGCUGAGGCUGCACUGCGGCGACUUGAGGCGCAGGCGGCGGCCCGGGCGCAGCUGGAGGCGGCGCUGCACGCGCUGAAGGAUUCUGGCGAUGUGGAGGGCCUGCGGCGGGCGUUGGCGGCAGCGGAGGGCGUGCUGGACGACCGGGACCUCGAGGAUGCGCGCCAGGCCUUGGCAGAGGAGGAGCGCCGGGCGGCGGCGCGCCGGGCGCUGCAGAAGGCGCUGGUCAGCCGCACCCCGGAGGCGCUGCAGCAAGCCAUCCGCGAGGGUGAGGCCGCUGGCCUGGGCGCCAAGGAGCUGCAGCCGGCGCGUGCCGCUUUGGCAGCUGAUGAUGCCAAGAGCAAAGCGCGCAAGCGCCUGCAGCAAGCCCAAAGCUCUCGCGACAUGGGCCAGCUGCGGGCUGCAAUCUCUGCUGCAGAGCGUGCCGGCUUGGGGGCAGAUGAGGUGCGCCCAGCCAAGGACUUGCUGGCGGAGCUUGAGAAUCAGGAAGCAGCCAGGAAGAGACUCAGGGAGGCGGUGGCAUCGCGCGAUCCUAGCAGCCUAAGGAGUGCCAUCGCGAAAGGGGAAGCAGUUGGCCUCAAAGAGGAAGAGUUGGCACAGGCAAGACACGUACUGGCGGAAGAGGAGGCCAUACUACAAGCCAGGAAGAGGUUAGUGGAAGCGAUGGCUGGCGAUAGCAUUUCGGAGCUGGAGGCGGCGCUGGCCGCGGGCCUUCGCCCGGACGAGCUGGCGCCCGCCGAGCGGCGCCUGGAGGACCUCCGGCGGCGGCGGGCGGCGCGCGCAGCGCUUGAGGCCGCCAGGCAAGGAGACAUCCAAGAACUGAGGAAGGCGAUCAACCAAGCAGAAGCCUUAGGCAUGGAAGACAGCUUGGUGGACAGCUGCCGGGAUUUGUUGCGGCAGAAGGAGAGGCAGCAGAAAGCCAAGGAAGCCCUGAGCAGUGCGGUGGCAUCCGGCGACCUUGAGGAGCUGCGAGGGGCAAUUCGGCAGGGCCAGGCCGCAAGUUUGGGCGAGGAACUGGCAGAGGCCACGGCGAAGUUAACCGCCUUGGAGGCGGCCGAGAGUCAAAGGCUCAAGGAGGAGAAGGAGAGAGUUGAGGAGCAGGAGCGGCUGGCCAUGAUGGAGCGUGCGAGGCUGGACAGCGCCAGAGAGAUGAUACAUACUGCGCUUCGCUCUAGAGAUGCCGAUGCCCUUCGAGCCGCGCUGGAGGCUGCAAGCAAGGCAGGGCUAGAGGAUGAGGACACGGCAGAAGCUGUCAGGACUCUCAAGGAAGAGGAGGCUAAGGUCUUGGCGCAGAACAACUUGGCAGCAGCCAUGUCAUCGGACGACCCGGCCCGGCUGCGAGAAGCGUUGGAGCGUGCCACCCAAGCGGGAGUGGGCGACCUGGACGAAGCAAAACACCGCUUGCAGCAAGCAGAGAAUCGCGCUUCAGCCCGUGCGAGCCUACAAAAAGCUCUAGAAGGCAACGGGGACAUUGAUGGAAGCCUGCGCGAAGCAGAGGCUGCUGGCCUGGACAGCGCCGAGGACAAGCUUCUGGUGGACGCUGUCAGGAAGAAGGCGGCACAGGAGGCGGCGAAGGCCGACUUAGCGGCUGCCCUUGCGACAGGAGAUGCAGACAAGAUCCGGCAAGCACUGCGCCAGGCCAACGACGCAGGCAUCGCACCCGGAGCACUGCAGGAGGCCAUCAGCCAGCUUCAGGCGCUGGACGCCAAGGCGGAGGCGGAGGAGCGCCUGCGCCGGGCCGUGAGCGCCUGCGAGGCCGGCGAGGCCCCGCUGGAGGCGCUGCGUGCGGCCAUCGAGGCCGCGGAGGCCGCCGGGUCCACCGCGGCCGCGGAGGCGGAGGCGCGGCUGGCGCGGCUGGAGCGCCAGGCCACGGCUCGCCGGCGCCUGGCCGCCGCGGGCUCCACCUCCGAGGGCUCCGAGGGCUCCGUGGCGCUGCGCGCAGCCCUGGAGGAGGCCAGGGAUGCUCAGCUGCCGGACGCAGAGCUUCAGGAGGCUGCAAGCAAGCUAGCUCAGCUGGAGGAGAAGGCCCAGCUGGCAAGGGCCUUGCAAGCCAAAGCUGAGCCCAAAGCCCCGGAGCCGAGCAACACAGGGGGCAGCGGGGACUUAACCACCGCUAUUCGUGACCCUACAGCUAUCCGCGAUCCCUCAGCCACGAUUCCUGCCACCAGCACGUGCAAGCCGACUUCACAGACGAGAAUCUUUGAGAAGGCCGAGUACAUGUUCAAAGAAACAAAGGUGGAAGACUCUGCCAGCGACGAGGAGGUGACGACAACAUUGAAAGGGCGCUUGCGAAAGCUCUGCGUGUCUCCGGCAGAGGCGUUGUCAGAGGUAAUGCAGGUCCCAGCAGUGGCGAAUGCUCGGGAUGGGAGCAACUUGCCAACUGUAGAUGCCAGUGUGCUGCAAGCGUUUGCCGAGCAGCUCCGGUUGUCCAUCUCGACUCCUCGAACCAUCAAGUUCCUGUCUGGCCUGGACCCUGACGGAGAUGGAACAGUCUCCGUGCCACACUUCCUCAGCGCUUUCAGCGCCCCAAAAGCCAGUGCAGGCGCAGCUGGCUCUGCCGGUGCAGCCGGUGCAGCCGGUGCAACCACCCAGAGCACUUUCGGUGACACGAUUGACACCAGACCUAGCGGGCCCCAUGCUGCUGCUGCAGCUCGGGAGGAGAGGAAGAGGGAGCUGAUGCAGCAAAGCAAGCCAAAGGAGAACCUCCGGCAACUGGUGUUGCAGCAGCGGGUCAGCCAGCUUAGCCGAAGAGAGGCCCAGCUGGUGACCAAUUUGCGGGAGGCCCUGUUCGAGCGCCGCUCAAACAUGCAGAAGAUGUUCAAGAGCGUGGACCUCAAUGACGACGGCCUCGUGACGCUGGAGGAGUUUCUCCAUGCCUUGGAGGGUGCCGGAGUGGCGGUGGGCCAUGAAAUCGACCGUGCACGGGCCCAGGUCACAGAGGAGGAGGCUGCCCGCAUGCUGGCCUACUUUGACCGCAACAGCGCCGGCGUGCUGCAGUACAACGAGUUCAUGCGCCUGCUGCAGGGCACCAUCGAUUUGGCUCCCGAGGCUGCCCCUGAUCCAGAGCUUGCCAGAAGGAUUCCGGACAUUGGGGAGCAAGGCCGUGCCAGACAAGCCCUCAGUGGCUCUGGGCUCAUCCGAGCGGCCGCUGGCGUGCGCGGUGAUGGCUCCGAUGAUGAGCGAACCGUGAGGAGUGCCUUUGCCAAGUGGGACGUCAACAACGACGGCAAGAUCUCUGAGAGGGAGCUCCUCUCAGUAUUGCGAAGAAUAGAUCCCAAAAUCCGGGACCAGGACGUCCGCCGCCUCUUCGAAAAUGCAGACUGCAAUGGAGAUGGCGUUAUUGAUUACCAAGAGUUUGUCAGCUGGCUGUUUCAGUGAGCUGCAUGUUUUGCAAUGCAGAUGCGCGGAAUUUUCGAUGGUUGACCUCAGUACGUGCCUCCGCAACUGGAGGUUCACACUUGCAUGCGACACUCUUAGUUGAGCCCGACAAACGCCGGGCUCAUUGGGCUUAAACGCCUCCAGUUUGCUCGGAUCCUGCGGGGUGCCAUAGGCAUACCCUUUGUCAGAGAGCGUCAGGCUCUUGU
Effrenium voratum is the source of this 6198-nucleotide messenger RNA. The record is from the annotation of a GenBank genome assembly. NCBI's taxonomy places the organism in Eukaryota, Dinophyceae, Suessiales, Symbiodiniaceae.